UUAAUUAAAAAAGAAAAGAAAGAAAGAUAAAAAAAUAUAAAAUACAAAAUGUAAUAACAAGACUAAAGCGAUGCAAAUAACGCAGUAUUAACAGUCAAUUUUCACGUAUGUGUCCGUAUGAAGCCUACAAACAACUAAUCGUUUGAAAACUCAGGGCAUGUAGAAAGUUAAAAAUAUAUUCGUAGUGGUGUAGGCAAUUCAAUAUUAUUAGUAUAACCACACUCGACAUAAGGAGACACAGUAUUCAUUUAUGAUAAAGUAUUUGAUUCAAAAACCUAAACUUAAGCAAUAUUCGACACAACAGUCCGUUAAUGUUUAGAAGGCUCAUUAUUUAAAGGUUUCAGUCAUACAAUACUAGUCUAUGGAAUGACAGGUUCAGGUAAAACAUAUACUAUGUUUGGUGACAAUUUCGAGGCUUGCACUUUAAACGGAGAAAUAAGUAAUAGUUAGAAAAAAUUCGAUGGACAAAAAGAAAUAGGUUACGAAGAAGAUUUAGAUGUAUUAAAAUAAUAACAAUAAGUUCCUAUAAAUGAUUAAGAAAUAUGCAAAACAGGAAUAGUAUCUGAAACAAUAAAAUAUGUUCUAAAUUAAGGAUAAAACCGAACUAAAAUAAAAAUAAGUUAUCUAGAAAUAUAUAAUGAGUAAAUCAGAGAUCUACUUGCUACAGAUAAUCUGAAUUCUGAAAAUUUAGUUUUAUUAGAAGAUCCUGAAAAAGGUGUAUAUUGUCCACUUUUAAUCGAAAAACAAAUAUAAAAUCUAGAUUAAAUAUAAUAAUUAAUAAAAUAUGGUAAUAAAAGAAGAAUAAUGGCAAGUACUAAAAUGAAUCAAUUCUCUUCACGUUCACACGCAAUUAUUAUUUUAAAUUUAGAAAUAAAUGUUGCUUGUAGUGGAUAUUAAACAACUUUAAUUACACCGAAACUAUACAUGGUUGAUUUAGCUGGAAGUGAAAAAGCAGCGGCUACUUAAGAUAGUAAAAGUGUAAGACAAAAAGAAGGUUCCAAUAUAAAUAAAUCUUUACUUUCCUUAGGAAAUUGUAUAAAUAUACUUUCAUAAUAGACUGAUAAAUCUAAAAAACACGUUCCUUAUAGAGAUUCUAAAUUAACAAGAUUGUUGAAAGAAAGUUUAGGAGGAAAUGCAAAGACAUUAUUUAUAGCUUGUGUUACCCCUGCAUUUAAAUUUGUUGAAGAAACAAUAAAUACUUUAAAAUAUGCCUAAAGAGCUAAAACUAUUAAAAAGGAAGUAUACGAAAACAUAAAAGAAAUAUAUCAUAACGACUAACAAGAAGUUAUUUAAAGAAUGCAUUAUGAAGCUGAAUAAAUGAAACUUUUAUAAGAAUAAUAAAGAAGAGAAUAAGAGGCAUUAUUAUUACUCUAAAUGUAAAUGCAAUAAGAAGAAGAAAGAAGAAGACUAUAAGAAGAGGAGAUUCAAUAAUAACUUAUUCUUUAAAAGCAACAAGAGGAAAUUGAAAAAUAUUCAUUUCAAAAUGAAUUUAUAAAACUAAGUUAAUAAUUUGAAGAAAUCCUCUAUAGAGGAAAAGAACUUGAAUUUAACUUUAAAGAAAAUACCUAAUAAAAAGAAUAAAACGAGCGUACUUUGCAUGAAACCAUGGAUUCAAUAAACCCAGUCGGAAUGCCUUAAAAAGAAGUAAAGUUUAGACUCGAUAAAGUUGAUAAUUUAUAAUAGAGUGUGUCAUAAUUAGAUGAAAUAAUAUCUAAAUUGAAUAAAGAAAUGAUAGAAAAUAAUUAACAGAAAAAAAUAAUCAAAAAAAAAUUGCACGAUUUAUUUGAAACUAAAUUUAUUGAAGACUGUUAAUAAUUAACAAAUUAUCAUCUAUAUAAUACAUUUGAGUAAGAAAAAUAAAAACUAGAAGAAAAAAUUAUAAACUUAUAAGAAAGUUAAAUAUAAUACAAACAAAAUGACAAAAUUAAAGUUUAUUAAAUCCAAAAAUUAUAAGAAGAGCUUAAUUAACUUCGUAUAUCUUAAAAAAGAAGACAAAACAGAUAAUCUAAAUGUCAAGUUAGCAUCAAAUCAAGUAGUAGUUUAAGAGAUGGAGCAAGAGGUAUUACUCCAAAAACAUUAAACUAAUAAUAAUAAAAAAACUAUUUAUAAUUCUAAACUUAUGUACCUUCUACUUAAAUAUCCGUUUAGACAAUUAGAAAUAGCUUUAUUUAAGGAAAUUAAAAUAGAAACUCGAAAAUCGCAAAUAGAGAAAGUGAUAUUAACUGUUCUCCUACAUAAAGGGAAUAUGAAGAAUACUAAAGGAAAUCUUUCAUUUUGGAAUCAUAGCUUAAAGUAGAAAAAACUCCUUUCGAAAAUGGCUUUUAGAAUAAUAAUUCUCCUAUAACAACAAAUAAUAAUAGGACAUCUAUGAACAAAAAUACUUAUAAAAAUUCUUAUUUAGAAAAUGAAAGUAAUAAUAAUAGUGGAAUUAUUAAAAAAAACACUUAUGAAAAUAGUAAUAAUAACUAUGAAUAAUAAGAUAAUAAUAGAAUUAGUUCGCCUAAUAAAAAUGCUUAAUUUUAAUCUCCUAAUAGGCCUAUUUCGAAAUUUAAAAAUAAUACUGCAUAAAUCACUCCUUAUCUUCUCUUAUUUUACUUCUUUAACUGA
Ichthyophthirius multifiliis is the source of this 2607-nucleotide messenger RNA. Its product is annotated as kinesin motor domain protein. NCBI's taxonomy places the organism in Eukaryota, Ciliophora, Oligohymenophorea, Hymenostomatida. Gene Ontology annotation, molecular function: ATP binding; microtubule binding; microtubule motor activity. The transcript is spliced from 4 exons. Gene Ontology annotation, biological process: microtubule-based movement. The record is from RefSeq and is a predicted model, not a curated record. The annotation marks the transcript as partial.